This is a messenger RNA of Elaeis guineensis (African oil palm), 1254 nucleotides long. RefSeq names its product transcription factor BC1. Gene Ontology annotation, cellular component: nucleus. The record is from RefSeq and is a predicted model, not a curated record. Gene Ontology annotation, biological process: regulation of DNA-templated transcription. Lineage: Eukaryota; Viridiplantae; Streptophyta; Magnoliopsida; Arecales; Arecaceae. Gene Ontology annotation, molecular function: protein dimerization activity; DNA-binding transcription factor activity.
CCAUCCUUGCCUAAGCCAUUCGAUAUCAGACAAAGGAGAAGAGAGAGAGGGUGGCACUGAUAAGACCAGUCAAGCGUGCAGAGCUCCCCCUAUAGUCUCUCUACUCCCCCUCUCCAACCUUUAUAUAAGCCAAAGCCAGGCGUGCCAUCAGAUACACAUUACAUGACUCCUCACCUUUUCCUUCUCUGCCUCUUAAGUUAUUUUUUGCCCUACGCAAGGAUGGCAGCUUUCUCAUAUCAACACCACCAUCCUCUCCUCCAAGAUUCUCCUUUCCUUCCAAAUAGUCCCAUCAAAUUGCCUCUUCCCCAACUCCAGGUUGGAGAGGUGACCAAUGUGUCCCCUGGCUUCCUCUAUUGUAACCCACCUGAAGCCAUCACAGAGGCCUCAGCAAAUGAAGCCAGGACCUUCGAGAGCAGCAGCUCUCUAAACAGUGCUACAAUACCUCCCUCGGCUGAGGCCCAGAUGGACUACUCUUCUUCAGUGUUGGUUGGUGGUGAAGGGGCCGCAAAACCACAAGGCUCGAUGGAGACGAAGAGAAAGAACAGAGAUGGCACUAGCUUGAGCUCUUUUCAGUCAAAGGAUACGAAGGAAAGCAAGAGCAGGAAGCACAAGUCCACAGAAGGAAAGAAGCCCAAAGCCGAAGAGGUGAAAGAGAGAGAACCGUGUGAUGAGGCUCCACCAGGUUACAUUCAUGUCAGAGCAAGGAGGGGUCAGGCAACAGACAGUCACAGCCUUGCAGAAAGGGUGAGAAGAGAGAAGAUAAGUCAGAGGAUGAAGCUGCUGCAAGGUCUGGUCCCUGGUUGCGACAAGAUCAUCGGAAAGGCCCUCAUAUUAGAUGAGAUCAUCAACUAUGUACAGUCCUUACAGAAACAAGUUGAGUUCCUCUCCAUGAAGCUUGCUUCUUUGAGCACCACAAUGUAUGACUUUGGUGUGGAUCUUAAUGGACACAUGGAUCACCAACAGCGAAUAGGGAGCGUGUCACGAGACUCGCUGCCGGUGCCAUCUGUACCUCGAAGAAAUCACAUUCGACCGAUAGCUUUUGAAGAGGACAUCAUCAAGGACUACCCCAUGAUGGACCCAUCACCUUUUUCACUGCAUCGGCAAGGGCCGCAGGCUGCCUCCCAGGACAACAGUAGUUUUCUUAUGCAAGUGGGCGAGCAAAGACAAGGGUUUCUCAAUCCAAUGAUGUUCAAUAGCAUGUGCUCUUUCCAGUAGAGAGAGAGAGAGAGAGAGAGAGAGAGGAGAGAGAGAGAG